This is a messenger RNA of Scutellospora calospora, 606 nucleotides long. Lineage: Eukaryota; Fungi; Glomeromycota; Glomeromycetes; Diversisporales; Gigasporaceae. The record is from the annotation of a GenBank genome assembly.
CUUUCUUUAGAAGAAAAAGAAAAAACAUAUUUGUUAUUAAUCAAAUAUUUAUUGAUGAAAAAUGAAAUCGGAAUUAAAAGAAUUAAAGACAAGAUAUUAAUUGGAAAUUAUAAAACAAUUAAUAUAAAUAUUAAAUGUUUGUUUAAGCAAGAAUGUUAUAUGAUUAAGAAAAAUGACGUCAAGAAGUUUGAAAAUAAAUUAAAUGAAGAUGGAAUUGGAUUUUUAGUUUCUAAUGUAUAUAUUUCUGAAGAAGCUAUUGAACGAGUUGGUAAUAAUGAUAGGAUUUAUUUAUGUCAUGAGAAUCAAUUAGUCAAUGAUAUUAAAAUUGUUGAAAAAUUUAAAUGUAAUAAUUUGAAAGUUAUUACAAAAGGAUUAAAUUUAAAUAAUAGUGAUUUAGAAUUAAAAUAUUUAAUCGAAGAAAUAGUAUUUUUAGAUGAUUUUCAAAAGAUUAUUAAGGAACGUCAAGAUGUUUCAAACAUAAGCAGAUCCUCAUCUUUACAAGUUGAAGUUGAUAAUCCACCAACUUAUGAAGAAGCUAUUGCAGAAAGACAAAUAGAAUCGCAAAAUACUGUUUCGCAAUCAGAAAUCGACCAAGGUAAAAUUUAA